AUGCCACACCUGCAGGCCUGGUGGCAAUUCAAAUACAUGGGUUUACAGGACAACCAGAUAAGCCGACUAGCUAACUCCCCUGACCCGUUUGUCUGCGCCAGCUGGCUCUCCGUUAUGGGUGCAAUGCAUACCGCAGCCAAAAGGAGAGCCAAUUCCCACUGCAGAUUCAGAAAGACCGAUCCCGAAAACGGAUGCUCCGAACGAAAUACUUUAGGGCUCGAAAGCGUAAAAAGCAUGGCACUACCACAGGAUAUUUCAAAAUGUGGCCGUCGCCAACGAUAG
This is a messenger RNA of Opisthorchis viverrini, 282 nucleotides long. RefSeq lists its product as hypothetical. The record is from RefSeq and is a predicted model, not a curated record. Bases 1 to 282 code for a protein of 93 amino acids. The transcript has 2 exons. NCBI's taxonomy places the organism in Eukaryota, Metazoa, Platyhelminthes, Trematoda, Opisthorchiida, Opisthorchiidae.